Messenger RNA from Malassezia restricta, 3123 nucleotides. Its product is annotated as Src like adaptor protein. The transcript is spliced from 2 exons. Gene Ontology annotation, biological process: clathrin coat assembly; actin filament organization; endocytosis. NCBI's taxonomy places the organism in Eukaryota, Fungi, Basidiomycota, Malasseziomycetes, Malasseziales, Malasseziaceae. Gene Ontology annotation, cellular component: actin cortical patch; clathrin-coated vesicle. The coding region runs from base 1 to 3123 and encodes 1040 amino acids. Gene Ontology annotation, molecular function: clathrin light chain binding; phosphatidylinositol-3,5-bisphosphate binding; phosphatidylinositol-3,4-bisphosphate binding. The record is from RefSeq and is a predicted model, not a curated record.
AUGUCUCGAUAUUCAGAUUCAUUCAUAGGCGGUGCUCUCCGCCCGUUAGACCGCGAUAAAGCUGAACAGGAACUGGCUGUGCAUCUUCGCAAGGCAACCAGUCCGGAAGAGACAUCGCCGAAACAAAAGCAUGUACGAAAGUGCAUCGUAUAUACUUGGGAUCAUAAAUCAUCUCAGUCCAUAUGGUCGGGACUGCGUUCUUUGCCGAUCAUGAAUGAUGACAUUCAGACUUUCAAGGCCUUGAUUGUUGUGCAUAAAAUUCUUCAAGAAGGACAUCCUGUUGUGCUCCGUGAGGCGCAAAGUCAGAUGGGGUGGUUGGAUACCUGUGCGCGCAUGUCCAGUACUAGUCCACGGAACUAUAGCCAGCUGAUCCAGGCAUACGUCUCUUUCAUCCAUGCGAAACUGCGCUUUCAUCGCAUGCACAAGGAGUUCAAUGGUCUUUUUGAAUAUGAAGAGUACAUCUCGCUGAAGAACAUCGACAACCCAGACGAAGGAUACGAGACAAUCAUCGAGCUGAUGAAUUUACAGGACCGCAUCGAAAAGUUCCAGUCUCUAGUGUUUAGCACGCUGCGUGGCCGCACGAAUGAAUGCCAGAUCUCCUCUUUAGUGCCGCUUGUCAAAGAGUCUUACGGCAUUUACAAAUUUCUUACAUCAAUGCUUCGUGCGAUGCAUCGUCGAACCGAUGCUAUUGAUGCUCUAGAACCGUUGCGUGGGCGAUACCAACACCAGCACUAUGCCCUUCGACGAUUCUACUUCGAAUGUGCGAGUCUCAAGUAUCUCACGAGUCUAAUCAAUGUCCCUAAGCUGAACUCGGAGCCACCCAAUUUAUUAAACUCGCCCGAUGAUCAUUCUCGUGAGCCGUUGCAACUGCCACCGCGUGAGCCAACACCGCCGUCCACACCAGCCGGGCCGACGCAAUCAGAGAUUGACGAGCAGGCACGCCUUUUGAAAGAAUUUGAGGACAAGCAGCGUGCACUCAAGGAAAGCGAGGCCGCUGAGGCUCGGCGUAUUGAAGAGCAAGCUCUCUUGCGCGAGCGUGAGUUUGCACGAAAACAAGCUGCACAGGCAGAUGAGCAGCGCUUGGCGCAGGAACAGCUGAUUAGAUCACAAGAAAUCAACCAAAUUCACGGGCGUGCAGCUGAAAUUGAGCGUGACUUGUUGUUCAUGCGUGGUCAAUACGAGCGUGACCAGCUCAUGCUGCAGCAAUACGAUAUGCGAGUCAAAGCGCUCGAAAUGGAGCUGGCGGCUGCUGGACAAAAUGUCCAUGCUCAAAUGGCAGGAAAAGAUGACAUGCUGCAGCAACUGCAAGAACAAGUCGAAACGUGGCGCAAAAAGUAUGAAGCUUUGGCCAAAUUGUACUCGCAGCUGCGUAACGAGCACUUGGAGCUUCUAAACAAGUAUAAGCAAACACAAAUUAAGGCUGGCAGUGCGCAGGAGGUCAUCAACAAAAUGGAGCGCAUGGAACGCGACAUCAAAGCCAAGAACCUCGAAAUGUCCGACAUGAUCCGUGAGCGAGACCGGGCUCGUCUGGAGCUGGACCGAGCUCGUGGUGGUGAGCGAGAAGAAGUGGAACGACUCAAGCGAGAAUUACGCUUCGCUGAGGAGCGGGCGGAGGAUGCAGUCCAAGCACGCAGCACGGAAGUGUCGAGUAUCAUGACCCGUAUGAAUGCCCAAAUCGCCGAAUUGGAGGAGGCGCUUGCUUCUCACAAAGCGCAGCUCGAGGCAAAGGAUGCCGAAGCGCUCAUUUUGCAGGAGGGAAUGGACUCGACUAUUCGCCAGAUGAAAGAAAUGCACGUUGAUCAGGGCACAGCGGACGAAGCACUCAACGCGCAGAUUGAUACCAUUAUCUUAGAUAACUCCAAGAAGCUCAGUGCCAUUAUCGACUCGAUUCUGCAGGCGUGUGCGGAUAAACUUGAUGAUGCACUGUAUGAACUGGAAACGCCUUCUUCUGCGGCCAUGACGGCAUCUACGCCCGAGUAUGUUUUAUCCCUCAUCGAAAAAGCACAAGCAUCGUCCAACGAAUUUACGGCCGUAUUCUCUUUGUUUGUUGAACAGCAAGAGGUGGGUGGUGAUCAUGUGAAUGUGAUUAAAAGUGCGAAUCAACUAGCACAGGCCAUGUGCGAUUCUCUCGUGAACGUCAAAGGUAUUUUGCGCUUUUGCAAGUCAGAAGAGGCUAUGGACCGCCUCACGAGCGUAGCUGUUGAUGCCGGCCAUAUUCUACUGCGCUUCUUUUUGAACAUUCAAUCCUACCGUCUUGCCGGCAUGACAUCCCAGCAACGUACCAAUGUGGCCGUGCAGCAAAAUGCUCAAGUCAGUACGGCACUUGGUCGCCUUGCGGAUAGCGCGCAGAGCCUGGUAGGCCAGCGUCCUUCGCAACUGCAAGGCGGAGAGCUUGGUGAUAUUAUUGAGCGUGAGAUGAUAUCAGUGGCUAGUACCAUUGAGCAGGCGACACAGCGUUUGCAAACGCUACUGGGGCGCGACAGAACAUCAUCUCGUUAUACGCCUACAGAGCUUCAGGUGCACGACACCAUUCUCGAGGCGGCCAUGGCCAUCAUGCGUGCGAUUGGUGUUUUGAUCCGCGCCUCUACCGAGAGCCAGGAAGAGAUUGUCGCACGCGGACGCGGUACGAGCUCGGCGCAGCAGUUCUACAAGAAGAACAAUCGUUGGACAGAAGGCCUGAUCUCUGCCGCGCGUGCUGUCGCCUUUGCGUCGACGAUGCUUAUUGAGGCCGCCGAUGGUGUGAUUAUGGGCACACACAGUCUUGAGCAAUUGAUUGUCGCAUCAAAUGAAGUCAGCGCUGCCACGGUCCAGCUGGUGGCCGCCUCAAGAGUCAAGAGUGAGUUUAUGUCACAGACGCAGGAGCGCCUCGAAAAGGCUGCCAAGGCGGUAACAGAUGCAUGCCGCGCGUUGGUUAAGCAGGUCCGCAUGCUCACGGAAAAGCAAGAUAUGAUGGAGGAUGUGGACUAUUCUCGCAUGGCCACGCACGAGUUCAAGGUGCGUGAAAUGGAGCAGCAAGUCGAAGUGCUUAAGCUCGAGAAAGACCUUGCGCAUGCACGGCGCGUGCUAGGCGCCAUGCGCCGUGCAGGCUACCAUGCCACAGAAGAAGACGGUCCAUUGCUUUAA